AUGCCACCAUCAAAGAGAAAAACAUUAAUGGACGCUAUAAUUUCUCAAAAAUGUCAAAAUAAAGAAAAUUCUUCAAUAAUUUCGCCUACCGUUACCAUUUCAUCACCUCCUUCUACUGAUCCAAUAUCUGCCGCCUCGUCAAACGCGAGAUCAUGUGAUGAUUCGAGUGAGCCGCAGCAGAUAUCAGAGAUUGCUAUGUAUAAACGUUCGGAUCUACCACCCCCUGAAGGAAUAACUCAAGAACAGUAUCAUGAACUUUUGAAUAACCGUGGUUGUCAAUUUUGUAAUAAAUCACGGAUCAGAAAGAUUUAUUGGGUAUUUCGGAUUCGUUGUUGUGGACUUUGUUUUAAAGCAAAGACAACGAGAGGUGAUUCCAUUGCUUCUAGUGUUUCUUCUGAAUUGAUUUGUGCGUUACCAUUUCAUCAAGAAAAAGGUGUUAAAUUUUAUUGGUCAUCUAUGGUGGAUACUUAUGUUAAAGAAUAUGAGUCAAUUCCAGUUGAAAAUCGGUCUGAUUGGUUAAAACAAAAAUAUGAAUUGGUUCGUUUAAUUAUGGCUGAUGUUGAGAUUCGCGCGCAGGCUGACUCUGAAGAACGUAAAGCAAUGGUUGAAAUAAGGGAUCAAAAUAGUACUCUACGUAAAGAGGCAAUUGCACAAUAUCUUAAGGAAUUACUGGAUGAAAAGGCUGAUGAUGGAACUUCAAAGUACUUGGAAAAAUACAUUUUUGAAUGCCCAUCAUAUCAAAAUGCCAUUCAGCAAAGAACUCCAUUCACGGAGAAAAAAUGGACAUUACUUAAAGGAAAACUUUUAAAUGAAUAUCAAACAGUUUCGGCAAGAUAUAAAGGAGAAAAUAUGGAUUCUAUUUCAUCUGAUUCAGAAAUAAAUUCACCGGAUACAUCAGGUAUCCAAUUAUCUCAAACGAUCGAUCAUAAAUCUAAUGAGGUGGUUGAUUUUAAAAACGUGAUAUUACCUGAAACAAAUGAUGAUCAAUAUUUGAUCUCGCAAAUUCCUGACCAACCUAUUGAUAAGUCAUGCAGUGCUAACAUAAGCAAAUUUUCUCCGUCAAUCACAAUUGAUCAAAAGACGGAAGACAUAUGCAUAGAAGAACAAUUUUUAUCAGCAUGUGAUAAUCAAAAUACGGAUAACGUGUGCAUUGAAGCACAGCAAUCAUUGUUGGACCAAUAUAUUGAAGGAGACACCCAACAACCUACGUCAGAGAUAGAUACUGAAAAUACUUGUACUGACAUUUUAAUUGAUGACGAUGAUUCCGAUUUGAUGUGUCAAGAUAUUGAGGCUGGAUCAAAUGAACAUUUUAAAUGGAGAAUGAUUCCUUUUUCUCCUGAGACAAUGAGUAUGAUCGAGGCCACAAGAGAAUCUUGGAAAAAACAAGGUACAUUUGAACAAGGUCAACCACUAAUGUUUGAACCCAAAGAUUGUGUGUCUAGUCAAAUAUAUGGUCAAACGAAUAUGUCAGCAGAGCAAUCAUUUUGGUUAAAUGACUUGUACGCACCUGAUCAUUACAAUAGAAUCGAGAACUUAACACCAGAUCAGAUGAUGUGGCCAUCAGAAAAUACAUCACCGAUUAAGUAUGGUGUCUCUGAUGAAUUUCCUUUUACAAUUAAUCAGAACAAUUGUAUACAACAAAAACAAAGUAAUCAACAACCAACCGCUCCAACAACUCCUGUUUCAUGGUCAAUUAUGAAUUCAAUCACGGAUGCUUCCAUACAACAGCCAACGUCGCUGUCUUGGAAUAGACAAGAGGUUCCAUCCUUUGACAUAUUCCGAUCAGGUAAUGUUACUUGCCCCGCGCUUUGGCAAAAGUGGAUCGAAGAACAAUUGCAACAAGUACAUGCUUCUGAGUACUUUACCCCUGAUCGAAUUCAACAAAUCCAACUUUUAAGCCAACAAAUGUACAUUAUCGAGAAGAUUAGAGCUUUACUACCACGUCAUACACCGCUAUUGUUGGAACAAGGAAUAACAACUUUACCAACUAUAGCGUCCAACAUUACUUUUUCUUCCGGUUCACAGUAUGUGAGAAAUCCUAUACACAAUAAUGAAUAUUCACAAACAAGAUCCGUAAUAAAUCUUUUAAAGUUCCUACGCUGGUGUCCAUCAUUUUCUGAUCCGCCAGUUCAAUACAAUUAUCCAUAUCAACCAUGGGAUGAAAGGUUCGUUGAUGAAGUGUUAAUACCAAUAUUGUCAACCGAAGCGGUUGUGUUUUUACGAAAUCCCGCCCAUACAAUAAAAGGUGCAGUAUUAAGAGGACUUGCGAAUACGGGAUUAUUUAGAUGUAAAUACUGUUGGUUUUGGGCUAGAAUACCUUCUUAUAGUUAUGAAUAUGUAAGAAAACAUCUGAUGGAAUUUCAUAAGAGCGAACCAUUAGAUGAGCUGAUGGAAAUAUUA
Messenger RNA from Dentiscutata heterogama, 2400 nucleotides. NCBI's taxonomy places the organism in Eukaryota, Fungi, Glomeromycota, Glomeromycetes, Diversisporales, Gigasporaceae. The record is from the annotation of a GenBank genome assembly.